AUGUUGGGCUGCGGGCGGGCUGCUGCAGCUAGGGCGGUCGGGAGCGGGUGGUGGGUGCGCUGUUUGCGCGGUCGCUGCCGCCUCCUUCUGCCCAUGGCGAAAAGCAAGUUCGAGUAUGUGCGGGACUUCGAGGCGGACGAUACCUGUCUGCCCAACUGCUGGAUAGUGGUGCGGCUGGACGGCCGCAACUUCCACAGGUUUUCUGAGCAGCAUGAGUUCAAAAAGCCAAAUGAUGACCGUGCUCUUCAUCUGAUGACCAAGUGUGCCCAGACAGUGAUGGAAGAACUGGAAGAUAUUGCUAUUGCUUAUGGACAGAGUGAUGAAUACAGUUUUGUCUUCAAAAAGAAGAGUAGAUGGUUUAAAAGAAGAGCAAGCAAGUUCAUGACUCAUGUGGUCUCCCAGUUUGCCUCAAGCUACGUUUUCUAUUGGAAGGAUUACUUCAAGGACCAGCAACUUCUGUACCCACCAGGAUUUGAUGCCCGAAUUGUGUUGUAUCCCAGCAACCAGAAUUUAAAGGACUACCUCAGCUGGAGACAAGCAGAUUGCCAUAUUAAUAACCUUUAUAAUACAGUGUUUUGGAUGCUUGUACAGCGAAGUGGUUUGACACCAGUGCAAGCACAGGAUAGACUGCAGGGGACUUUGGCUGGAGAUAAGAAUGAAAUACUCUUCUCUGAAUUCAACAUCAACUACAACAAUGAACCUCUGAUGUACAGAAAAGGAACUGUCUUAGUAUGGCAAAAGGUUAAUGAAGUCAUGACUAAGAAAAUGAAACUGCCAAAGGAAGCAGAAGAAAAGGAAGUUGAAGUGACUCGGACGAGGACUAAAGUUGUUGCCCUGCACUGUGACAUUAUUGGGGACCAGUUCUGGGAGGAAUACCCUGAGAUUCUGGAUGAGGAUAGUUGAUAUCUCUAAGUAUGCUGUCUGACAGACAAGGAUAUGGCCGGAUGGAAAACUAGAAUCAUAGUAGAUUUUGAAUGUUGAGGAAUCAUAAUUGAAGACUGCUCCAUUAUUGAACAUGCGUAUUUGUAGAAAAAGGGUACGGAAAUGCCCUGCAUUUCUAUAGCUUUUACAUGAAGUAUUUUACUGAACUGCCAGACUAUAAAAAGGUUUGUGUAUUUGAACAGUUCAAAGAAGAGAAAAUAAUGCAUUUGAUUUGGGUUUUUUUGUGAUCAGUGUGGUGAGCCCUGGGGAGCCAGGGCACGCCAGGUUGCCUAAGGAGAGGCUGACUGUCACAGUUUAAGCCCAGCCAGUAACUCAGAACCACACAACCACUUUCUAGCCCUCCUCUUUUCCUUCUGUCCGGCCCCCCACCGUUCUUCCUCCUCGUGCUCCUGGAGGGAUGUGGAGAAUUGGAAGAAUGUAACUCCCAUGAGCUGAGGUAAGAACAGUGCAGUAAAUGAAGGUAUAACAGAAAACUUCUGUUGCUACCACCAAUAAUAAAAAUUAUAAAGGAAAUAACAAGGUGAGACAAUACACUUGUUCACCAUACGCGGACUGCUACCCAGCCCAACAUGAGCAGUGAUCUGGGCCUGCUGGAUACCUCCCUCCAGUUUAUAUCCUGGGAAUGAUGUGCCUGUGGUAUGGAAUACCUCUUUGCCUGGUUUGGGUCAGAAGUCCAGUCUCUGCUUCCCAGCAUCCCAUGUCUCUCCUCACUGGCAGAGCAUGAGACUGAAAAUGUCCCUUGAUAGGAGUAAACGUUACUUUAACACACCUGUGUCUUCACUUGUUAUCAGCAUUGUUCUCAGGCUGGAGUCAAAAUCGCAGCACUGCACUAGCUACUAAGCAGGAGACACAUGAUUGCUACAGCUGAACCCAGGACAGUCAUUCACUUCCAACCCUCUGCCACACACUAGGGACACCUUCCACUUGAGCAACUUUGUCUAAGUCCCAUCUAACCUGGCCUUGAACACUGCCAGGGAUGGGGCAGAAUACUUCAACUGGCAUUUAGUAUUGAAUUUCAAGGCUCCUGUGUUUAAUCAGAUCAGUGCUAAGCUGUUUGACUGCUCAUGUCUCUGAUCCUCAUACAAAGGGAUUAGCCCAGCAGUUUUCUAUGAUUUUCAAAGCUUUUGUCAAAGGUACAGGUUUUUUAUACUUUUGAAAAAUAAAAGUAAUAUCUUCCCU
Melopsittacus undulatus (budgerigar) is the source of this 2121-nucleotide messenger RNA. RefSeq names its product tRNA-histidine guanylyltransferase 1 like (gene THG1L). Gene Ontology annotation, biological process: tRNA modification. The transcript has 6 exons. The coding region runs from base 1 to 903 and encodes 300 amino acids. Lineage: Eukaryota; Metazoa; Chordata; Aves; Psittaciformes; Psittaculidae. Gene Ontology annotation, molecular function: magnesium ion binding; tRNA guanylyltransferase activity. The record is from RefSeq and is a predicted model, not a curated record.